Messenger RNA from Fundulus heteroclitus (mummichog), 2461 nucleotides. It is a transcript of the gene prpf18, whose product is annotated as PRP18 pre-mRNA processing factor 18 homolog (yeast). The record is from RefSeq and is a predicted model, not a curated record. Lineage: Eukaryota; Metazoa; Chordata; Actinopteri; Cyprinodontiformes; Fundulidae. Gene Ontology annotation, biological process: generation of catalytic spliceosome for second transesterification step; RNA splicing. The coding region runs from base 85 to 1137 and encodes 350 amino acids. Gene Ontology annotation, cellular component: U2-type post-spliceosomal complex; U5 snRNP; U4/U6 x U5 tri-snRNP complex. The transcript has 11 exons.
AGGUUAACUUCCGGUUCAGCCCGUCGACAGCUCCAGUUUAGCUCUCCAUAACAGAAAAGCCAUAACAGACAACAUCUUUACGAAAUGGAUAUACUAAAAGCCGAGAUUGCAAGGAAAAGGAAACUUAUCGAAGAAAAAGAGCUGGUUAACGAAUCCAAAAAAUGCUUUAAAAGGUCUGAUCUUGCACGCAAGGAAAAAGAAGAAUACUUUAAACGAUGCGGAUACAAGGUUCAGACAGAGACUCCUAAGAACCAGAUUGAUAAUACCGAGGAAAAUGAGCCGUCCACGUCAGCCAAUCCGGUGUUGGAGCUUGAAUUAACGGAGGAGAAGCUGCCAAUGACUCUGUCACGACAGGAGGUAAUCCGACGGCUUCGAGAGCGAGGGGAACCGAUCAGAUUGUUUGGAGAAUCUGAUUACGACGCCUUCCAGAGACUCAGAAAAAUUGAGAUCUUGACCCCAGAAGUAAACAAGGGUUUGAGGAAUGACCUGAAAGCAGCCAUGGACAAGAUCGACCAGCAGUACCUGAAUGAGAUCGUUGGAGGAACAGAGGCAGGGGAACCUGACACGCAGCACGACCUGAAAGUUCACGAAGAGAACACCACCAUAGAAGAGCUCGAGGCUCUCGGAAAAACCUUGGGUACAGGGGAUGAUAGUGGAGAUCAGGAUGUCAUCGCCAAAUUUCUAAAGUUCCUUCUGGGCGUUUGGGCCAAAGAUCUGAACAGCCGAGAGGACCACGUGAAGCGCAGCGUUCAGGGAAAGGUAGCCAGUGCAACGCAUAAGCAGACGGAGUCUUACCUUGAGCCCCUCUUUAAAAAGCUCAGGAAGAAGAAUUUACCACCUGACAUCAAAGAGUCAAUCACAGACAUCAUUAAAUUCAUGUUGGAGAGGGAAUAUGUUCAGGCAAAUGACGCGUACCUACAGAUGGCUAUCGGCAAUGCUCCCUGGCCCAUCGGUGUCACCAUGGUGGGCAUCCACGCUCGUACUGGACGUGAAAAGAUCUUCUCCAAACACGUGGCCCACGUUCUUAAUGACGAGACACAGAGAAAGUAUAUUCAGGGUCUGAAGAGGCUAAUGACUAUCUGCCAGAAACACUUCACAACGGUUCCUUCUAAGUGUGUGGAGUACAACGCUCUUUAACGUGGAAAUUUUCUCUGGCCCACUCGGCCAAACAUUUUGAGUUCUUUUCACAGCAGCUCGUUCGUUUUUGUCAUGACUGAAUAUCAGUGGAUUCAGGAAAUUUUUCUGAAACAUGUUUCCUACUUUUAUGGAAAAUACACCAGUUAAAACAUGAUUUGAGCGAGAAGAGGUCAACAAUAUAUGGGCAAAAUUUAUACGUUUUGAAAUGUAACACACAACACAUUUUGACUUUUGCAUUUUUUUUUUCUUUUGGAAUGGGAAGAUAACAUUUGAAUUUAGUGCAGCAUAUGUUUUCAGUGAGUUAUGUUGAUUUGGUGUUACAGGAAAAGUACAUUUGUAAAGCUUAGUGGGAGUAGUGUAAGUUUUAUUACACUUGAGAUAUUAAAUGAAUGUGUAACAUUUUCUACUGGUUAAUCUCUAUGUACAUUUUGAACAAAUACAAAAUCUCGCCAGUGUAUAACGACCUUCUCAAUUAGAGAAUAAAGUUUAGUUAUUUGACAUCAUCCAUCAGUGCUUUAUUUCCUUUUUGAGAUAAAUUCUGAGAGAAAAGACUCAGUUGUCUUCUACAGCAGAGCUGCUGAAUGGGAUUAUUUUUAGCCACGAACAUGUGUUUAGUCAAUAUGAAUCAUGUGACUGUAAACACAACCAAAGACUCCACCUCAAGUUGCUCUACUACCUGGGAAUUUAGGAGUAAUACUUUUAACCAGAUUUGAUUAAAGUAAAGAAAAUCAGUAUUCUUUUGUUUUGUUUUCAGGAUGACUCGAUAAAAAUUCUAAGACUCAUUCAGGCAGAAAGUAACAAUUUGCAACGACUGAUUGCUAAUAGAAGGCCUUUUAGUAGUUUUUGUUCAGACGGUAGCAUCCAACGUCAUACGCUGACCUUAUUACUCUGUAACCAUGGCGAUGUGAUCUGCUCCUUGUGGUGAUAGUAUGUUCUUGGCUGCCUCAGACCACGUCAUCGCAGUUACAGUCUGUCGGCUCUGGACACGUAACCAGAGGCUCAUCUGGGCAGGUUGACAGCUGGCAUUGCAGAUAUAAGAAGCUGGUGUUGGAUUUUUCUCUCAACUCCCCCUCCCUUUCUUCCAGUCAAACCACAACUGGGACCGCAUUUCCUCUUUUGCAGUCACAGUGGAUGGGCAUUUGACGUAAAUAAACUGCCUUAUCUGAGGUCAGCUCAUUGAGCUGUGAAGGCUUUCACCCACCUGUCCUUGGGUUAGCGUAAGCUGAAUAUUUUGGCUUCUUUCCAGUGUAAUCUGAUGUGUCAGUGUUUAUUCAUGAUGUUUGUUAAUGCCUUGAAAUGUCCAAUAAAAAGUUGUUCACUGGAA